Messenger RNA from Pogonomyrmex barbatus (red harvester ant), 1636 nucleotides. Its product is annotated as angiotensin-converting enzyme. NCBI's taxonomy places the organism in Eukaryota, Metazoa, Arthropoda, Insecta, Hymenoptera, Formicidae. Gene Ontology annotation, molecular function: metallopeptidase activity; peptidyl-dipeptidase activity. Gene Ontology annotation, biological process: proteolysis. The record is from RefSeq and is a predicted model, not a curated record. Gene Ontology annotation, cellular component: plasma membrane.
AUUCUUUUUUGUUAUGUAUUAUUUGAAGGGCCUCAACAUGAACUUAGGAGAUGCUCUUCUAUUCCUUAGAGAAUAUGACAGCGCAGCUUCGUUAAUGUGCACAAGAGUGACGAUAGCUCAAUGGAAUUUUGCGACAAACGUUACUGAUAUAAACUAUCAGAAAAUGAUGGACGAGCAAACAUUAAAAUUAAAAUUUGAAAGAGCUUCUUGGCGAAAAGCAAUCACUUUUGCUUGGAGUCGUAUACCAGAUCCUUUAGCAAGAAGAGAACUUAAAAUGAUUGUUACGAAAGGUCGAAAUUCUUUAUCUGAUGAUAAGUUUAACGAGAUACAUCGUUUAAUAGCCGAAAUGAAAGAAAUUUAUCUUAAAACCAGAAUAUGUUCGUACAAACAAAUUGAUGGCGAGUGUAAUUUGAGUUUAGAUCAUGAUAUAAAUAAAAUAAUGGCACGAUCAAAAGACUAUGACGAAUUGUUAUAUUAUUGGCAUGCUUGGCACGAAGCAAUUGGUCCACAAGUUCAAAAUAAAUAUUUAAGAUAUGUUCAAUUGGCAAAUGGAGCAGCUAAGCUAAAUGGGUUUGCUGAUGCUGGUGACCAGAUGAGAGAAUUAUUUGAAGAUGAAUAUUUUCAACAAAAUGUAGCAGAAAUAAUGUCUGCUGUAACUCCGCUUUAUAAAAAUCUUUUUACUUAUGUACGAUCAAAAUUGAUUGAAAGAUAUGGUGAUAAAAUUCGUGAAGAUGGGCCUUUACCGGCGCACGUUUUAGGAGAUAUGUGGGCUCAAAAUUGGGAAGGUCUGUUCGAAUUGGUGCAACCAUUUCCGGCGAGCAGAAAACUCGAUGUAACUUUAGAUAUGAUGAUUCAAAGUAUCACUCCAAUGAGGAUGUUCCAAAUAGCAGAAGAGUUUUUCACUUCGCUUGGGAUGAAACCAAUGCCGCCGGAAUUUUGGAAAUUCUCCAUAUUUGAAAAACCCAUUGAUAGAGAAAUUAAGUGUACUCCUAGUGCGUGGGACUUUUGUAAUAGAAUUGAUUACAGAAUAAAGCAAUGUACUAGAGUUACAACGGAAGAUCUAUUAUCCACGCAUUAUGAAAUGGCACAUCUGCAAUAUUAUUUACAAUACAAGGAUCAUCCAUUUUUAUUCCGGAACGAAGCAAUUCCAGGAUUCCAUGAAGCUGUUAGCGAUGCAAUUAGUUUGUCCAUUUAUACUCCUCAACAUUUACACAAAAUUGGGUUACACAAUAAUUUAAUCGACGAUUAUGAUAGUAGUAUAAAUUUUCUUAUGUUAAUGGCUCUGCGUAAAGUGGCUUAUAUGCCUUUUGCUUACAUAAUUGAUCAGUGGAGAUGGCAUGUUUUUAGCGACGGUGUGGAAGAUAUGACAGCACAUUGGUGGGAAUUAAGAUUGCAAUAUCAAGGCAUCGUUCCACCUGUACCAAGAUCCGAAAGGAAUUUCGACCCAGCAGCAAAGUAUCAUAUUCUGGCAGACCGUUCUUACACCAAAUAUUUUGUAAGCACUGCGUUACAGUUUCAAUUGUUCCAGUCCCUGUGUGAAAUUUCUGGUCAUACUGGCGAAUUGCAUACUUGCGAUCUUUACAGGUCACGAGAAGCUGGUCGGCUAUUAUCGUAUGUUCAUCCAAAAACUAAUUAA